Messenger RNA from Nicotiana tabacum (common tobacco), 1242 nucleotides. The record is from RefSeq and is a predicted model, not a curated record. Lineage: Eukaryota; Viridiplantae; Streptophyta; Magnoliopsida; Solanales; Solanaceae.
AUGGGUGAAAUUCAAUAUGAUUUUCUACCUAAAUAUUGCAAAGAGUGUAGGUUACCAGGGCAUGAUGAGAUUGAUUGUUGGAGGUUACAUCCAGAGUUAAUGGCUCAUGACAAGGAAAAUCAGGAUCCAUUAAUGAUCCUUACAAGUAGAAGAGUAGUUGGUAAUGUAGGCGAGCAGUGGAAGGAGGUGAGAGACAAUCGUAUCAAGAACACUGGAAAGCAGGAUGAUUUGCAAAAUAAAACUGGGAAAGAAAUUGUCCCAAUUGAUGAUGGGGCCCAGAAGGUUCAAACAACAAAUAAAUUUGCAGCUUUAGAGGUAGAAGAAGGGGAGAAGGAAAGGAAUAAUCAGUUGUCUUUGGUGGAGAUAACUGCUACUCAAAGAAGCCCUAGAACAAAACCUAGUGAUACUGGGGGAUUGAAUCCAGCGGCUGUUGUCUUCACCCUCACUCCAACUGGGAAUGACAAGCUGGAAAAAGGAAAAAAUGCAAGUCCUAAGAAGAAUGUGAAUGGAUCUACUGAAAGAAUACAAAAGGAAUCAACUACUCAAUGGGUGAAUAAGACCUUAGUACCUACGAAAGAAGUUCAAAGUAAUAAAGACAAUUCUAAUAAUGUUAACAAGGAUCAAAAUGGAGCAUAUUUGCCUCAGCUAGCCAAAAUUAAACAGUCCUACCAAGUGGUUUCUUCACAGACUGUGGAAGAAGAAUCUGAGGAAGAAGGUGAAUUUCAUUCUGAAGAUGAGCAAAUAGAUGUAGAAGAUGAUAUCCAAUCAUGUGGGGAAGAUUUAGAAGAUUUGGUGCAAUUUGUUGAUGAAGAUAAUCCUGCUGAGGUAAGUGUACAUACAGAUGAACAACCUGUAGCUGAUAUGGAUGGCGCAUUAGUGGAAUCAUCUGGUAAGAGAGAUGCUAAGCUAAGUCCUAAAUCUCCAGAUAAUCCUAAAAGCUCAAAUUUACCAGAACAAACUCAAGUACAUAACCCUAACCCUAAACAACCAGAUGUAACCCUACCCACAAUAAACCCUAGACCUCAUUUAAUGCCUAAGGACACUAACAUAGCUGCAAAUAAGGUAACAGAUGCAAUCCCAGAUCCUACGGAUCAAAAAGGAACUAAGGAAGUAGUCCCUAAACCUUGGAAGAACGAUCUAACAAAGCAGCAACAAGGGAGUAUAGAAGAAGAGAAUGAAGCAAGAGGUGGAAAGGACAUGGACGAGGUAUCAACUGUUCAUCAACUGUCCAGAAUUUCAUGA